This is a messenger RNA of Eutrema salsugineum, 5559 nucleotides long. Its product is annotated as eukaryotic translation initiation factor 4G. The record is from RefSeq and is a predicted model, not a curated record. The transcript is spliced from 9 exons. Bases 163 to 5382 code for a protein of 1739 amino acids. Gene Ontology annotation, cellular component: eukaryotic translation initiation factor 4F complex. Lineage: Eukaryota; Viridiplantae; Streptophyta; Magnoliopsida; Brassicales; Brassicaceae. Gene Ontology annotation, molecular function: protein binding; translation initiation factor activity; mRNA binding.
UUUUUUCCUCUCCUCUUCAUCUCUUCUCUCCCCGUAUUUUUCUUGGUCCUAUAAUCAUGUCCGUCCAAUAAAACCCUAAUUUUAUCUUCCUUGCGUCGUUUCACUCCAUUACAGAGCUGUAGAAUUAGCUUGAAAAAGGGUGAAGAUUAGGGUUUGUUAUAGAUGUCCUACAAUCAAUCAAGGCCGGAUAGAAGCGAGACUCAAUAUCGGAGAACUGGUCGAUCCACCGGCUACCAUCAGCAGCAGCAACAACAGCGAUCUUCCACCGCCGCUUACGGUAGGGGAACCGGCGCUGCUACUGCGCCUGCCCCUUCCACUUCCGUCGAUUCUUCCUUAUCCUCCAAUCGCAGUUUUAAGAAGGCAGGCAAUGCCCAAGGAGGGCAGUCUAGGGUGAAUCUGCCGCCUGUGAAUCAUUCAGUUUCUAAGGAUGGUUUGCAUCCUAACAAUCACAAUGGUCCCAAUGUACAGCCUCGCUCUCAAGGAGCGUCUGGUGAACCGCUUAUUGGCGGAACGGCCCAUCCAACCAGUGGAGCUAUUCCAAAGGCUCCAACUUCUCAGUCUCCCGCCAUGAAUUCCAAGAGCAAUGAGACUCCAAACACAGCUAAAGCAGCCUCUGGCGACCCUUCUAAAGCAUUUGCUUUCCAAUUUGGGACACUUGGUCCUGACUUAAUGAAGAUUCCUGCUCGAACUAGCUCAGCACCUCCGAAUAUGGAUGAGCAGAAACGUGCCCAGAUGCAGCAAGCUUCUUUAAGAACUGCAACAAAUUUGCCAGCUUCUGUACCUAAAAAAGAUUUACCAAAUAAGGCUGCAGAUAAUCAACUGAUGAGGAAAGAGGGGCACCAUCCAUCAAGUGAAAAAGCAGAUGGCCAUGUCUUACAUGUACCCCCUCCAAGUCAAACACAGAAGUCUCCAGUUACAAGUAUCCGCAUGCCUUCGGUGCAGACACCUUAUCAGCAUGCUCAGGUUGCUCACCCUGUACAUUUUGGUGGCCCGACAAUGCAUAUGCAGCCUCCCAAUGUGACUCCAGGCUCGUUUCAGAUGCCAAUGCCUAUGGCAUUAUCUAUGGGAAAUACACCUCAAAUCCAGCAGCAGGUGUUUUUUCCAGGUCUCCCGGCACAUCCGAUUCAUCAUCAGGGUAUGAUGCAUCAGGCACAGGGACAUGGUUUUGCAAAUCCGAUGGGUGCUCAGAUUCAUCCUCAGUUAGGCCACGUGGGUGUAGGUUUGAGCCCGCAAUUUCCCCAGCAGCAAGGAGGAAAAUUCGGUGGGGCACGUAAGACAACACCUGUCAAGAUUACGCAUCCUGACACACAUGAAGAGCUGAGGCUUGAUCGACGUGGUGACUCGCAUCCAGAUGGCGAACCAGUGGCUUCAAAACCACAUUCUAACACACCUCCUAGAUCACAGCCAGUUUCGUCAUUUGCUCCUCGACCAGCUAAUUUGGUGCAAACCUCGUAUAACACCAAUCCCAUGAUAUAUCCUCCAGUCUCUGUACCCUUAAACAGUGGUCCAAUGUCAUCCAAUCAGGCACCAAGAUAUCAUGUUAUUGAUGGGUCUCAGAGGGUACAAUUUAUUAACCAAUCUGCUCAUACCGCUCCUCAGCUCAUCAGACCCGCAGCUCCUGCACAUGUUUCACCUGAUUCUUCUUUCUCUGUGAAAGCACGCGAUGCCCAAAAUGGAAUGUCAUCUUCUCUACCUGCAACUGCGAAGAUAACUGUGAAGUCAGCUUCUGCUUCUGAAAAACUUGGAUCACCUAAAGCCAGGUCACAUGGAGAAGUUAACAUUUCUCUGUCCAAAAAGGAUGUCGAGGCAGGUUCAUUGAGUUCUUCACAGCAUCCGAAACCUGGCUUUGUCUCCGGGGUACCAAAUUCGUCUGCUCUGCCAGAGAAGUCAUCUGUGGAGACUGCUCCAGUUGCAACAGCUGAAAUCGGAAGAGGGGUUAUGGUGAAUGAGUCGAACUCAGUUGAAGAUCAGAAACGGACAUGUAAGGUGGAACCCCCUCAGAAUGUGACUAAGGAUCAUGGACAGACUAUGUUAGACCCUCUGGUUUCUGAUCUUGGUUCUCCUUCUAGCUGUUUUGCUCCUGAAGCAGAAACCAUUGCUGCUAAGGAAAAUUCGUCACUUCUAGCUACCAAUGGUUUUAGGAAGCAACUGAUAGAGGUGACUCCUACGUCUGAUUCUCCCACUGCUGACUUAUUAAAUACAAACAAAUCUACAGAAGGGUCAAGCCAUGUCUCCUCUGAGAUUUCUGUUUCUUCACCGCAAGAGAAAGACCUAAAAUGUGAUGAGCUGACUGUUUCUGACACGCACGUUGAAAAGUCUGUGAUUUCUGAUGAGAAACACCAAACAGUAUCAGGUGUGCUUGGGAAGGCACAUAAUGAGGUGGAUGGUGCCACAGACAUCUGUCCCGACUCUACAAAAUUAGCUGAAGUUGCAGAUAAUACGAGCUCCGAGCUUCCAAAUUCUACUCAUACUCGGUCUACUUCUGUUCCUCUUGGACAUUCUGAAACACUGUCGAGACAUCAUGCUGUAGAAAAUGCUGGUGAUAGUUCGACAUCUGCCCCAGCUACUCUUUCCAAGGAUAAACCUGCUUUUGAACCAAACACUAGGAGGAAUACUUCUACAAAAGGAAAGAAGAAGAUCAAAGAAAUUCUUCAAAAAGCGGAUGCUGCGGGGACAACUUCUGAUCUCUAUAUGGCUUACAAAGGGCCUGAAGAAAAGAAAGAGAUACCUUCAGAGAGCUCCACUGUUAUUCAUGAUGUUUCAAACCAGAAGCUUGCACCUGCCAUACCUCAGGCUGUCGCUGAAGCCAUCGUGGAUAAUGAACCAGUGAAAAAUGAACCGGAAGACUGGGAAGAUGCAGCUGAUGUAUCUACGCCAAAGCUGGAAACUGCAGAUUAUCGUGUGAAUGCAAAGGGAGGUUCCUUAGAUGAGGUCAGAGACAACUGCAGCAGCACGGAGAAGAAGUACUCCCGGGAUUUCCUCCUUAAGUUUGCAGACCUGUUUACUGCUCUCCCUGAUGGUUUUGACGUUUCGCCUGAUAUUGCUAACGCCUUGAUUUUGGCUUAUAUGGGUGCGUCUCAUCAUGAACAUGAUUCGUAUCCCACCCCUGGAAAGGUUAUGGAUCGCCAAGGGAGUGGUCCACGAUUAGAUCGUCGUCCUAGCAAUAUGGUUGUUGAUGAUAGAUGGACGAAGAACCAAGGUCCUCUUCCCGCAGGAUAUGGUAACCAGGGUUUCCGACCUGGUCAAGGAGGAAACUCAGGAGUUCUAAGAAACCCUCGUAUGCAGGCACCGAUUAUGUCUAGACCGAUGCAACCUAUGGGUCCUAUGGGAGGAAUGGGCAGAAAUAACGCGGACUUAGAAAGGUGGCAACGUGGUGCAAAUUUCCAACAAAAAGGACUUUUUCCUUCUCCGCAUGCUCCUAUGCAGGUGAUGCAUAAAGCGGAAAGAAAAUACCAAGUGGGUACUGUUGCAGAUGAAGAACAAGCUAAACAAAGGCAAUUAAAGGGCAUCUUGAACAAGCUGACCCCGCAAAACUUUGAGAAACUGUUUGAGCAAGUAAAAAGUGUCAACAUUGACAACGCUGUUACACUUACUGGUGUCAUAUCACAGAUAUUUGACAAAGCCUUGAUGGAACCUACCUUCUGUGAGAUGUAUGCAGACUUCUGUGUGCAUCUGUCUGGGGCGUUGCCAGAUUUUAAUGAGGAUGGUCAAAAGAUUACCUUCAAAAGAUUGCUUCUCAAUAAAUGUCAGGAAGAAUUUGAGAGAGGGGAGAAAGAAGAGGAGGAAGCCAGUAGAGUUGCUGAAGAAGGACAAGUAGAACAAACUGAGGAGGAAAGAGAAGAGAAGAGACUCAAGGUUCGGAGGAGAAUGCUUGGUAACAUUAGACUUAUUGGUGAGUUAUACAAGAAAAAGAUGUUGACUGAGAAAAUCAUGCACGCAUGCAUCCAUAAGUUGCUCGGGUAUGAUCAGGAUCCACAUGAAGAGAACAUCGAAGCUCUGUGUAAACUAAUGAGUACGAUAGGAGUUAUGAUCGAUCAUCCCAAAGCUAAGAGCCAUAUGGAUGCAUAUUUUGAUAAAAUGAAACAGCUAUCACGUAAACAAGAAUUGUCUUCUAGGGUGAGGUUCAUGUUAAUCAAUGCCAUGGAUCUUAGAAAGAACAAAUGGCAGGAGAGAAUGAAGGUUGAAGGGCCAAAGAAAAUUGAGGAAGUGCACAGAGAUGCUGCACAUGAACGCCAAACCCAAGCUAACAGGCUUUCACGUGGUCCCUCGAUGAAUUCGUCAGCAAGGAGAGGGCAUAUGGAGUUCAGUCCUAGGGGAGGAGGAAUGCUGUCACCUCCAAGUGCCCAAAUGGGUGGUUUUCAUGGACCACCUCAAGGUCGUGGCUUUGGUAAUCAAGACAUUAGAUUUGAUGAAAGGCAAUCUUAUGAGCCUAGGAUGGUUCCAAUGCCUCAAAGGUCAGUCGGUGAGGAGCCUAUAACCUUGGGUCCUCAAGGUGGUCUUGGUCAGGGAAUGUCUAUUAGAAGGCCUGCAGUAGUAUCAAACAUUUUGCAGUCUGAUGCUACUCAGGCCGGUGGUGGAGAUUCAAGGCGACCGGCUGGUUGUUUGAAUGGUUUCGGCUCACAAAGACCUGCAAGUCCUGUUACUCACGGACGGUCAAGUCCCCAAGAGCGAGGAACAACUUAUGUUCACAGGGAGUUUGCAAGUCUGUCUCGUCCUUCUGAUCCGUCAUCAGAAGUAUCAUCUGCCAUGCAAGGACCACAAGGGCCAUCGUCAACAGUAAACAGCUCUCGAGAAAAUGCUGUGCCUGAGGAACGGUUACGCGAUAUGUCCUUAUCUGCUAUUAAGGAAUAUUACAGUGCCCGAGAUGAGAAGGAGAUUGGUUUAUGCAUGACAGACAUGAAGUCGCCAGCUUUUCACCCAACAAUGAUUUCUCUCUGGGUUACUGAUUCGUUCGAGAGAAAAGACAAAGAAAGAGAUCUCUUAGCAAAGCUUCUUGUUAAUCUCGUGAAAUCUGCUGACAACGCCUUAACCGAAGUCCAAUUAGUGAAAGGGUUUGAAUUAGUUUUGACAACCCUGGAGGAUGCUGUAAAUGAUGCUCCAAAAGCAGCAGAGUUUCUUGGGAAAAUCUUUGGUAAAAGUGUGACAGAGAAAGUAGUGACAUUGAAAGAGAUUGGUCGGUUAAUCCGUGAAGGAGGAGAAGAACCGGGAAGUCUGAUGGAGUUUGGAUUAGGAGGCGAUGUCCUUGGGAGUGUUUUGGAGAUGAUAAAGACAGAAGCAGGAGAAGAAGCUUUGGUUGAGGUUCGCCGGAGUUCAGGUCUCAGGAUUGAAGAUUUCAAACCUCCUGCACCUAACCGGUCUAAGAUAUUAGAGAAAUUUACCUAGUAGGAACAAACAAAAAAUGGAACCAUCUUUUGAGGGCUCCUUUCUUCUUUUUUCUCUUCUUAAAAGUUCUCUCCUUUUCUAUUUCUUUUUUUUUUUAUUUAAGUGCUUAGACAAACUAAUUUGUUAAAAAAAGGGAGUUUCUCUAUUCUAUUAUAUAGCAAAACCUUCAAAAAAUUU